Mirounga angustirostris (Northern elephant seal) is the source of this 1263-nucleotide messenger RNA. It is a transcript of the gene MRPL47, whose product is annotated as mitochondrial ribosomal protein L47. The transcript has 8 exons. NCBI's taxonomy places the organism in Eukaryota, Metazoa, Chordata, Mammalia, Carnivora, Phocidae. Gene Ontology annotation, molecular function: structural constituent of ribosome. Gene Ontology annotation, biological process: mitochondrial translation. The coding region runs from base 59 to 817 and encodes 252 amino acids. The record is from RefSeq and is a predicted model, not a curated record. Gene Ontology annotation, cellular component: mitochondrial ribosome; mitochondrial large ribosomal subunit.
GGUCGGCGGAAGUGACGUUAUUGGAGGCAAAUAGGGCUGUGCUUACUUCUGUGGCAAUAUGGCUGCGGCCAGUUUCGGCGUUCUUUGCAGAAAAGUCUUAACCGGCCUGAAGGUUUCCAGGUCACUUUUAAGUCCUCAGGCCCUAGCUAGCACAGGUUGCAGGUUUUCUCUUAGUCUUUUGCCUAAGAACAUACCAAAUGUCACAUCUUUUCACCAGUGUAGAUUACUUCAUACCACAUUGUCAAUGAAAGGACUGGAAGAAUUUUUUGAUGACCCAAAGAAUUGGGGGGAAGAAAAAGUGAAAUCUGGAGCUUCAUGGACCUGUCAGCAAUUAAGGAAUAAAAGUAAUGAAGAUUUACAUAAACUUUGGUAUGUCCUACUGAAAGAAAGAAACAUGCUCCUAACUCUAGAGCAGGAGGCCAAGCGGCAGAGUUUGCCAAUGCCAAGUCCGGAGCGGUUAGAAAAGGUAAUAGAUUCCAUGGAUGCAUUAGAUAAAGUUGUCCAGGAAAGAGAAGAUGCCCUAAGACUUCUUCAGACUGGUCAAGAAAAAGCUAGACCUGGUGCUUGGAGAAGAGACAUCUUUGGAAGAAUCAUCUGGCACAAAUUUAAGCAGUGGCCUAUACCUUGGUACCUAAAUAAAAGAUACAAUAGGAAACGAUUCUUUGCAAUGCCCUACGUGGAACGUUUUGUCAGAUUGAGACUUGAGAAACGAGCCCGCAUUGAAGCAAGAAAGAAAAGUUUAGAGAAAAAGAAAGAAAAAUUUCUUCAGAAAAAGUUUCCACAUCUUUCUGAAGCCCAGAAAUCAAGUCUUAUCUAAAAUUUCGCUGGAGAUCCUUCACGAACGGCUUCCUGAGUACCAAGAGCAUGUGCUAGGUUAAUAGAGUUCACAACAUGGGGGUGGGGAGUUGGAAAUAAAUCCCAAAGAGAAAAUUCAAGCAUCACUUACUUUUGAUGCAAUCAUAUAUGGAGGAAUCAGUUCUAUAUUCAUUUCUUGGAAGAGUUCUCUGCAUUGCAUAGUAAUGAAGUCUCCAGCAAGAGGGGAUUUCACAAUGCCUAUGAAAACAGAUUAAACAAGGCUAAGACAGCAUUAAAUCCAAGCUCCUUGGGACAAAUUCUUCUGUGUAUUUAUAUAUGAAUAAUUUUUUCAAGUAGAAUUAACUGAACUAUCCCUCUAAGCAUGAAUGAAGCCAUGCAUCAGUUUCAAAUAUACAUUAUAAAGAUGUUUUAAAAACUCUUAAUAAAGAGACAUUAUUUGGAAACUGA